Tinamus guttatus (white-throated tinamou) is the source of this 264-nucleotide messenger RNA. RefSeq names its product gallinacin-10. Gene Ontology annotation, molecular function: CCR6 chemokine receptor binding. NCBI's taxonomy places the organism in Eukaryota, Metazoa, Chordata, Aves, Tinamiformes, Tinamidae. Gene Ontology annotation, biological process: defense response to Gram-negative bacterium; defense response to Gram-positive bacterium; innate immune response in mucosa. Gene Ontology annotation, cellular component: extracellular region. The record is from RefSeq and is a predicted model, not a curated record.
CCUCCCUUGGUAUUUGAGCCUUUUUGAAGGGACACACAGUCCACAGCUGACUGAUAGCCAUGCGGAUCCUCUACCUGCUCUUUGCUGUUCUUUUCCUCCUCUUCCAGGCUACUCCAGGUUAUGGAGAUGUGACUUUUGCUGACACUGUAGAGUGUAAGAGCCAGGGAAAUUUCUGCCGUCUUACAUCCUGCCCACCGACAUUCUCUCCCUCAGGAUCAUGCCAUGGGGGUUUGUUGAAAUGCUGCAAAAAGUAAGUGUUGCAGA